GGGGGCCGGUGGGAGGCGCGGGGCGGGCUGCGCGCCGCGAGAGCGCCUGCUGCCGGCGGCUGACGAUGGCCGGCUGAGUCGCGCGGCAGCCCGCGCCCGGGCAGGAUGAUGCUCCUGAGGGGCCCCUGGCCGCGGCGUCCGCGGCUGCCGCCGACACCCAGACCCGCGGGCCGAGUGCAUCCGCCGCCGCGAACGCCGACGCCUCAGGUUUUGUGUGUGAAGCUGUGUGGAAAUCUAAAAUACAGUCAAUCACAUCUUUAUAGUACAGUGGUGCCCCCUGAUGAAAUAACCGUUAAUUAUAGACAUGGCCUUCCCUUGAUAACCCUUACUUUGCCAUCCAGAAAAGAGCGUUGUCAAUUUGUGGUCAAACCAAUGUUAUCAACAGUUGGUUCAUUCCUUCGGGACCUACAAAAUGAAGACAAAGGUGUCAAAACUGCAGCCAUCUUGACAGCAGAUGGCCGUGAAAUUCCAGCUACCACUUUAAUGGAAAUUUUGCUAAUGAAUGAUUUUAAACUUGUCAUUAACAAAAUAACAUAUGAUGUUCAGUGCCCUAAGAAAGAAAAACCGAGUAUGGAGCAUGCCGCCGACAUGGAAAACGUGAAGUCCUUGGUUCACAGACUGUUUACAGCUUUGCAUUUAGAAGAGUUUCAGAAAAAGAGAGAGCACCAUUUACUGGAGAAAAUUGACCACCUGAGGGGACAGCUGCAGCCUCUUGAACAGAUAAAGGCUGGAAUCGAAGCUCGCUCAGAAGCCAAAACCAGUGGACUUUUGUGGGCUGGAUUAGCAUUGCUAUCCGUUCAGGGCGGGGCGUUGGCCUGGCUCACUUGGUGGGUGUACUCCUGGGAUAUUAUGGAACCAGUGACAUACUUCAUCACAUUUGCAAAUUCCAUGGUCUUUUUCGCAUACUUUAUAGUCACUCGACAGGAUUAUACUUACUCAGCUGUUAAGAGUAGGCAGUUUCUUCACUUCUUCCAUAAGAAAUCAAAGCAACAGCAUUUUGAUGUGGUGCAGUACAACAAGUUAAAAGAAGAUCUUGCUAAGGCUACGGAAUCCCUGAAACAGGUGCGCCACUCCUGUUUGCGAAUGCAAGGAGAGAAAGUCAAUGAAAAGAAUUAAUCUUACAUUUCUAAAUGUUAUUAAAUUUUUCCAGUAUGUGUUGAUUCUGCAACUUAGAAACUGGAACUUUGAGUCCCUUAGUUCCUUUGGAUUUGAUCGUUUCAAUCUCUUUUGUUAAUUAAAAAAAAAUGUGAACAUAGGUA
Panthera uncia (snow leopard) is the source of this 1259-nucleotide messenger RNA. It is a transcript of the gene MCUB, whose product is annotated as mitochondrial calcium uniporter dominant negative subunit beta. Gene Ontology annotation, biological process: calcium import into the mitochondrion; mitochondrial calcium ion homeostasis. The record is from RefSeq and is a predicted model, not a curated record. NCBI's taxonomy places the organism in Eukaryota, Metazoa, Chordata, Mammalia, Carnivora, Felidae. Gene Ontology annotation, molecular function: calcium channel inhibitor activity. Gene Ontology annotation, cellular component: mitochondrial inner membrane; uniplex complex.